Cydia fagiglandana is the source of this 3671-nucleotide messenger RNA. RefSeq names its product sodium/hydrogen exchanger 9B2-like. The record is from RefSeq and is a predicted model, not a curated record. NCBI's taxonomy places the organism in Eukaryota, Metazoa, Arthropoda, Insecta, Lepidoptera, Tortricidae. The transcript has 13 exons. The coding region runs from base 244 to 2628 and encodes 794 amino acids. Gene Ontology annotation, cellular component: membrane. Gene Ontology annotation, molecular function: antiporter activity. Gene Ontology annotation, biological process: proton transmembrane transport.
GAAGGCCUUAACGUGACCGCGACGAGGUGCUAACAUAAAGACCCUACAGAGUCACGUACUCGUACUCCAAGCAGCUGACUUCUGUGUUAUUUUUUAUCACUUCCCAUUCACCUUCGACGCAAAUCUUAUCUGUAAAAGCCAAGAAGUACUUUUAUUCUCAUGUCGUUUUUCUAUAUUUACAGUAAGUAAAUCUAUCACGAGAUAUUUGAAUGGAUCUGUUAUAUAUUUUCAAAUAAUCUAACAAUGAAGACGAGAGAUCGUCGAUUAAAGUACGACUCUCGGGGUGCAAAACAGGAGGUCAAAGGGACUAAGCAAGAAGUGCAAGGAUCGAAACAAUAUGGAGUGAGUGCAGAAAACCGUGGAAAGAAGCCGGAUGUUCGAGUGGACAAACGUUCAGCGAAUACCGAAAACUCAGCUGGUCGGACGCGUGCCAAGCGGUCUGGGGUGGAAGCUGUCAAACUGCACCUGCAGGCUACUGGGGGCACGGGCCGAUCAUCCCGCUCGGCUACCUCGGUUCGAAAAACAAGCAUCCGAAUGACUGCUAUCAAAGAGUACCCAUUCGACCUGAGCGACCUACAGAAUCAAGAGGCUAACCCUCCCCCGCCGGUGUCCGAGCGCCCCAAACAGCAGGCAGCCCCGCUGCCGCUACGGCCGUCUCUCGUGACUAACCCACACACUUCAAAUCCGGACAACAAGAGAAAAGUAUCAAUUAUGGCCGACGAAAACAGCAAAGACAGAGAAAAUGCACCCUCCGAAAGGAAUGGCCGCGUGUCAAGUCAAGCGGAGGGGCCAUCGCGGCGAAAAAGCAACCUCCACAAUGCUAUGGCAGGAGACUUGGAUACAUCUUGGGAUCGACCAACGCACAUCGAAGGAAGAUACAAGAAAUAUUCAACGACGUCCUCUAUUUAUUCCAAAAAAGCAUUAUCCCAGCAAAGUGAACACAUAGAAAGGUCGUGGUGGUACGCUUGUUGUGCAAAGUGUCAUCAAGAAGACUCCGGCAUUCCCUCGUGGGAACCUCCUCAUUGGCAGAAGAUAUGUCCAUACCCGCUAUGUCCAUCAUACCGGCAGUUCGCGCAGACCUUAUCAGUAUUCAUCAUUGGCAUACUGGUGUGGGCGGGUGUAUGGAUCAUCAUGGGCGACACCGUGGCGCCCGGCGGGCAGCUGUUCACGCUGACUGUGCUCACCAUCGCGGCCUACUUCGGCGGCUGGCUGAUGGUCAAGAUAACCACGCUCCCGGCACUCAUAGGAAUGCUUAUCGUAGGAAUUAUUAUGAAGAAUGUUGGUUUUGUCCACUUUGAUGAAGAUUACCAAAAAGUCUGCUCGUAUAUAAGGAAAAUAGCUUUAACGAUAAUUUUAACACGAGCCGGCCUGGAUCUGGACCCCGUUGCCAUGAAAAAGUUCUUCUUUACUGUAAUUAAACUAGCUUUGGUACCAUGGACCUUCGAGUGUGUUCUGUGUGCAGUGUUGGGGCACUUCUUGCUGGGGCUACCUUGGGAUUGGGCAUUCCUUUUAGGAUCGAUAGUAGCCGCCGUUUCACCCGCCGUGAUUGUGCCUUGCCUAUUCCGACUCAGAAACAAAGGCUACGGAGUAUCUAAGGGCAUCCCGACUUUGGUCCUCGCCGUGUCCGGAGUCGAUGAUGCUGCCAGUGUAGCCGUGUUCGGAAUUGUCUCCUCCAUCAUGUUCUCUAGUUCCUCCAUGACUAUGAAUAUUAUUCAAGGUCCUUUGAGUAUAAUUGUUGGGAUAGUGUUCGGUGGAGCUUGCGGCUACUUGGUGAAGGUAGUGCCGGAAAAGAACGAUGCCUUUGUCGUGCCUCUUCGAGUACUGAUGUUGUUGACGGGUGGGAUAGUCUCGGUGAUUGGUUCGGAAGAAAUCGGAUGGGGUGGCGCAGGACCCCUAGCGGUGAUCGCUUUUGCCUUCUUCGCUGGUAAAAACUGGUCGGAGCAGGGGUGGGAGAUGGAAGACAACCCCGUGGCGACCGCCUUCGAAAUAUUCUGGAUGUUCUUCGAGCCCAUGCUAUUCUCCGUUACUGGCGCUCAAGUUGUGAUCGCAGACCUGGAACUGGACUUAGUGUUCGUCGGAGGAGGUAUUUUAGUUGGAUGCAUGGUUCUUCGCGCCAUGCUUACUAGCACAUGCGCUGUGAGAAGUAACCUCAACAUGAAAGAAAAAAUAUUCGUCGGUCUUUCUUGGAUGGCCAAAGCCACCGUACAGGCUGCGCUCGGACCAGUUGCUAUGGAUUCUGUAAAAAAGAUGGCGGAACUCGCGGGUACACCCAUCGAUCCCCAGUUAGAGAGAUACGCGGACAUUGUCCUGAACAUCUGCAUUCUGUCGAUCGUGAUCACCGCUCCUCUCGGCGCGAUCGUCAUCACAAUCACUGGCCCUCGACUACUCACCAAGACCACGAAACCGCCUGUAUUAGAAGGCUGGCGUCGAUCGCACCGUCCGUCGAUCCGUGACAUUUCGAUCAUCGACGAAGAAGAAGUGGCGGAGCGCGAUGCGGAGGCCGACGCGCCGGAGUCUCCGGAGCCGCCGGCGCCCGCGCCUGCCUCGCCCGCCCCCGCCUCCACCCCCGCGGCCGCCAGCACGCCCGCGCCCGCACCCAUCACCGUCCAACCCAACAACCGCACAUGACCGAUCGACUCACUCUCUAAAUAGCAACUUUUUCGAACGAUCGAUAUCGUACUUAGGCCUCAUUAGUGAUGAAAUGUAUAACGAUGGAUUAUUUGCAGUCUUUACCACCCCGACGUGUUCAGUUUCACCGCCGGCAGAGAUUGGUAAGGACUGGAAAUAUCCACAGCAUCGUGAUAUAUCUAAUUAUCUACUAAUUAUAUUUUUGGAAUUUACUCUUGUUAUAUCAUCAAGUACUUAUUCCUAUAAUUCGUUACUUGUAAACAAAAACAAUAAUUCAUGUUGUAUAUUUUAUUAGAUAAAACAUAAAGAGAUUUUAAUUGCAACUAUUUUUGAUGUUAUCAUACGUAUAUGUAUAGGGAUGAGUGAGGGUAUCUAUACAUAUAUUGAGAAGUGUGUCUAAUCUUUAUUUUUGUAACAAGAUAAAGAUAUUAAUUACAUAUUUAAUAAAUGUAGGCCUCGCUUUAAACAAUGUUUAAAGACAUCAAGUACUUUAAGUCUCUGUUUAUUUUGUUUAAGAAUUAAGUAGUUACAAUAUUACCUAUUUAUUAUUACUUAGAUUCAAAUAUAGGUGCACUAUUAAAAAUGUAACCACCUGUGUAGGGGCCUAAUGAAGAAGUAUUUUCACAGUAUUCAUAACUGUAUAGUAGAUAAAAAGGGAAUAUAGAAAUACAAUAUGAAUAUGUACAAAGUACCUUUUAAGUGUAGAAAUAUUUCAUCACGCUAUAUAAUGUAUAAUUUAGUGAGUAUUGAACUGUGAUUUGAGAAAUGGCUUCAAAAACCGACUUGUAAAUAAUCUACCAUUAAAGUCAUAAAUAUUUUGAUGCAUUUGGUACUAAUACGUGUCGUAGGUACUCCUUAAAUUAUAGUGAUAUAGAAUAGAAGAUUUAUGGUAAUAUGUACCAAUUAUAAAUUGUUAUGGGACCAUAUUGUACUUAUUUAUAUAAUUCGUAUUAUUCGUUUCUGUAGGUAAGUAUUAUUUGAACUAUUACCUACGGAAACAUUACAGUGAUAAUAACUAAUUAGAAUUAUAUUUAUGGAAAACA